Theobroma umbraticum is the source of this 1670-nucleotide messenger RNA. RefSeq names its product HXXXD-type acyl-transferase family protein (gene GLC). The record is from RefSeq and is a predicted model, not a curated record. NCBI's taxonomy places the organism in Eukaryota, Viridiplantae, Streptophyta, Magnoliopsida, Malvales, Malvaceae. Gene Ontology annotation, molecular function: acyltransferase activity, transferring groups other than amino-acyl groups.
UACUACACGACUACAUAGAGUCGAAUUUGCAUGCCUUGCUAUACAUAUAUAUAUAUAUAUAUAUAUAUGUAUAUAAGCAUGCCUUUCAUGAACAGAGUCAUGAAUUAAGCAGAUCUUUGACAACCCAAGAAGAGUAAGUAUGGGUAUCAUCUGCGAAGAACCUCCAUCUCUUCUCCAAGACCUCAAGAUCACUAUCCAAAACGUUUCUCUUGUUUUUCCAUCCCAGCAAACUGAGAGAAAAUCCAUGUUCUUAUCAAACAUAGACAAAGUGCUCAAUUUUCCUGUCGAGACCGUCCAUUUCUUUCCGUCCCACAAAGAUUUUCCUCCUCACCUUGUGGCUGAGAAGCUGAAAAACACAUUAGCCAGAUUGCUAGUGCCAUACGAUUUCCUGGCUGGAAGAUUGAGGUCGAAUCCUGAAACUGGUCGAUUAGAGAUUGACUGUAAUGCAGCUGGCAUCGGGUUUGCGGUGGCCUCCAGUGAGUACACAAUGGAUAGUCUUGGAGACUUAGUUUAUCCUAAUCCAGCUUUUGGGCAACUGAUUGUCAAGAGGAUGGAUAACCUGAAACAAGAUGAUCAACCUCUUUGCAUUGUCCAGGUGACCUCCUUUACAUGUGGUGGCUUUGCCAUGGGCAUGUUUACCAACCAUGUGACUUUUGAUGGGUUAAGCUUCAAAAUAUUCUUAGACAACCUGGGCGCCCUGGCUGCUGACAAACCCCUGGCUGUCAUCCCAUGCAAUGACCGUGAGCUCCUAGCCGCUCGAUCCCCGCCAUGUGUCAGCUUCCCCCACCUUGAGCUGGCCAAAUUCGUAGACUCAAACGUUAACCCUCCCGUCUUUGAUGCAACUUCCGAAGCCCUAGACUUCAAGGUUUUCCGGCUGACGUCGGGCAACAUUGCCCACCUCAAGGAGAAGGCCAAGGCGUCUGGCGGAACACACAAGGACGCGCGCAUUACGGGAUUCAACGUGGUGACGGCGCUUGUAUGGCGUUGCAAGGCCUUGUCAUGGGACGAAGAAACCACGCAAGGGAGCAAUAAUAAUGCUGAUAGGGAGUCCACAUUGCUGUACGCGGUAAACAUAAGGCCUAGGCUGAUCCCUCCACUGCCAAGAUCAUACACGGGAAACGCAGUGUUAACUGCUUAUGCGACGGCCAAGUGCAAGGAGAUAGAGGAAUGGCCAUUUUCAAGAUUGGUGGAGAUGGUGUCGGAGGGAGCAAAAAGAAUGACGGAUGAGUACGCAAGGUCUGCAAUAGACUGGGGAGAGAUAUACCAAGGUUUCCCGAAUGGUGAGUUCCUGGUUUCGUCCUGGUGGAAACUAGGAUUUGAUGAGGUGGAUUAUCCAUGGGGGAGGCCUAGGUAUAGUUGCCCUGUGGUCUUCCACAGGAAAGACAUUAUCUUGCUAUUCCCCGAUAUUGAUGAAAACAAUGGGGUCAAUGUUUUAGUGUCUCUACCCAGCAAGGAAAUGAGCAAGUUUCAAAGCCUUUUUCUUAACUACUUGGCUUAAUAUACGACUUAAGAAACGGAUUAGUUUCAGUACCUGUGUGUUGUUUCUUGUAGUGAAUCCUGGCAUGUUUGUAUUGUAAUUGUGAUUUGUAUGUUGUAACUGCAACUGGACGACUGCAUGUGGUUGUGGUUACAUAUGAUGACUAUUGCUUAAUUUAUGAUUUUACUAGCAA